AACUCGGCUGAGCACUGCUGAGCAGUUGAUCACACGGCCACGAUGUUGUCGACGGCUUCUUAGGUUUGGACUGUGAGUUCGUCACACUUCCCGACUCCUUCCUGGCCACUCAACUGCGGCACGUUUCACAUACCAAUGACCCUGAGAGAGGGUCCUGGCUUCGUCCUUUCACGUGGACACGAACGACCUUGAAAGGCUAGCGAAACCUCUCAGUAUAUAAACGACCACUGUCCCUGCAUCGUCCGCCCAGCAACGAGCCUGAGCUUGGCAGCAUGUUUUCCACCCUCGCCGAGAAACUCCAAAUCAAUCCUCAUGAAUUGCACGACUCCUCCGACUCGAUCCGUGCGAGCCCCGUCUUCGCCAUGGAGAGCUUUCAGCGCAGCCUCCUAACACCGUCUGGGAAUCAGUUCAUCAUGAUCACCGUGCAUCUACGCACGAACCAGCCUGGACAGCCGUUGUGGACAUAUGUGCGCAUCGACUUCAGUGACCAGCCCUUUCCGCACGGACGCCAGCUCGCAGAGCUGUCUGACGAUCACGAGGCCCUACGUGAGGACUCUCGCGGGCUUGGCCGCCUUGAAGGCUCAGACCAGCCCGUUGAGAAUGGGCCUUCCUUGGACGAUAUCGCGUCUUUGCUAGAGGUCGUACAUCGACGCACUCUCGGAGGAUACAACACCUUCGGUCGCAACUCCCUUUGGCUCGCGGAGAAUAUCCUCCUGCCGACCGCCCGGAAGUACCCGCAGCACUGGGUUGCGGGUCGCAGUUGGCCAGAGGCAUUGAAGAGAUAUGCCCAAUACAACAGCGAUGCCGCUGGCUGCAUCGCCGCGAUGCUCUAUCCCGAGCCUGUCAGCCAGACACUCAUGGGCGCCGGGAUAUGGGCUCUGCGAAGUGCCGCUGUCUUCUUCACGCAGUCGAAUCGCAAUCGCAUCAUUUCGCACGACGAAGACGUGCAGAUAAUCCUCCUGCAGUGGAACCCUUGUGUAAAGGCAGGAUUCAUCUAGUAUCCUCACUCGGGGUGAAUACCUGCACAGUACCGAUCAUUCUUAGGAGCGACCGUGACUGUCUCUGUCAUGUCGCCCGCAUGUGAGUUGUGAAGACACCUCUGGGCCGAGAUGUACUUGGCGAUAGUCGAGAGACCCCGGAUCCCC
Fomitopsis serialis is the source of this 1145-nucleotide messenger RNA. RefSeq lists its product as uncharacterized. Lineage: Eukaryota; Fungi; Basidiomycota; Agaricomycetes; Polyporales; Fomitopsidaceae. The coding region runs from base 273 to 998 and encodes 241 amino acids. The transcript is spliced from 3 exons. The record is from RefSeq and is a predicted model, not a curated record.